AUGGGGGUGUGCGUGCGCGCGGCGACGAUUGAUGACCUGUGGGCGAUGCAGCGGUGUAACCUGAUGUGCCUGCCGGAGAAUUACCAGAUGAAGUACUACCUGUACCACGCCCUGAGUUGGCCGAGUUUGCUCCAAGUCGCCGACGUCGACGGCGCCGUCGUGGGCUACGUCCUCGCCAAGCUCGACGAGGAGUCCACGACGGAGAUCAAGGGGCACAUCACGUCUUUAUCGGUGCUGCGAACGCAUAGAAAAUUAGGGUUGGCGGCGACGCUCAUGCGCGCGGCGCAUCGGGCGUUGACGGAGUGCUACGGGGCGAGAGACGUGAGUUUACACGUCAGAGUGAGCAACGAGGCGGCGAUACAUCUGUACAGGGAUGUUUUGGCGUACGAGGAGGUCGGGGUGGAGGAGAAGUAUUACGCGGACGGGGAGAACGCGUAUAACAUGCGGUUGACGUUUGAUUACGGCGGCGAAGACGCAACGCGCGGACUCGCGCGCGACGCCGCCAAGCUCGCCGUCCACGCGUGA
Ostreococcus tauri is the source of this 525-nucleotide messenger RNA. Its product is annotated as Acyl-CoA N-acyltransferase. Gene Ontology annotation, cellular component: NatA complex. Bases 1 to 525 code for a protein of 174 amino acids. NCBI's taxonomy places the organism in Eukaryota, Viridiplantae, Chlorophyta, Mamiellophyceae, Mamiellales, Bathycoccaceae. Gene Ontology annotation, biological process: N-terminal peptidyl-glutamic acid acetylation. Gene Ontology annotation, molecular function: protein-N-terminal-glutamate acetyltransferase activity; protein N-terminal-serine acetyltransferase activity. The transcript has a single exon. The record is from RefSeq and is a predicted model, not a curated record.